AUGUCAAGCCCUCAAGCACCACCACCUUCUUGGGAUAGUCCUCCAAAACUAUCCUCCUUGAAGACAAAGAAGAAACUUCUUCCCUACCUUGAAGCAGCCGACCUGGAGACGUCUAGCCAAGCCGCAUCUUACAGAGAAGAACACCUUCUAGCCACACCAGAAGAGGAGAUUAACCCUGAGAUGAUCGAGUUCGUGAAGAGAGAUCAAUUCCAUGAUCUGUUUUCAGAGUAUGCGCUGGAGCACAUAGAUCACUUUGACAAUCUUUGUGAUUCCUAUGGAGUUUUUGACUUUGAGAAGAAGAUGAUGCUAUUCAGCACAUCACUAGCUGGACCAGCACUAGAUUGGGCGCAGCAUGAGCCACUCUCUACAAUCGAGUCAUGGAUCGAUUUUAGAGAAGCUUUCUUGAAGAGAUUUGCAAGGACCACCUUUCAAGUCCAAGUACAAUCCACUACUCUCAUCAGCUGGAGAGAGAGCGUGAUGAAGAAGAAUGGGGAGGCAUACCACCCCAUCCUGAAUGAAGAGCUAAUCAAGCAUGUGGAGAGAACCCUUUCUACAAUUCUACUUCAGAGUGUGCAAAGGAGCAUCUAUGCAACUUUGAGCAGCUUUGCACGACUAUGGACUUGGAGACAACCCCAAGAAGAUACAACUUUUCCAACUAUCUAG
Microthlaspi erraticum is the source of this 663-nucleotide messenger RNA. The record is from the annotation of a GenBank genome assembly. Lineage: Eukaryota; Viridiplantae; Streptophyta; Magnoliopsida; Brassicales; Brassicaceae.